AUGACAGCCCGGAUCAGAGUCUGGUAUGCAAAAAGCCUUUCCUAUGCUGCUCGUCUCCAGCUUGUGAACUCUAUACUGAUGAGUAUAACUAACUACUGGUGUCAAGCCGUUAUCCUUCCCAAAAAGGUCAUCCGACAGAUGAAUGCAAUCUGCAGAUCCUUCCUAUGGUCUGGUUCCACAGAGUCAAGAACCCUGGGAAUAUCAGCUAGGAAAAAGUGUGCGCUCAAAAUUCGUGAUCUGGAGUCCCGGAAUGUAGCUACUGUGGGUAAAGUCGCUUGGCACAUCAGCAUCCUCCAUGAGUCCCUCUGGGUAAAAUGGAUCCACGAAGUAUACACGAAAGACAAGAUGACAGCCCGGAUCAGAGUCUGGUAUGCAAAAAACCUUUCCUAUGCUGCUCGUCUCCAGCUUGUGAACUCUAUACUGAUGAGUAUAACUAACUACUGGUGUCAAGCCGUUAUCCUUCCCAAAAAGGUCAUCCGACAGAUGAAUGCAAUCUGCAGAUCCUUCCUAUGGUCUGGUUCCACAGAGUCAAGAACCCUGGGAAUAUCAGCUAGGAAAAAGUGUGCGCUCAAAAUUCGUGAUCUGGAGUCCCGGAAUGUAGCUACUGUGGGUAAAGUCGCUUGGCACAUCAGCAUCCUCCAUGAGUCCCUCUGGGUAAAAUGGAUCCACGAAAUGAACACACUUGCAUACUCUAUCACAAAAGUCUACAAUGACAUUAGAGGAGGAGGUAAUAGAGUCAGAUGGAACCAUUUUGUUUGGAGUAUGUUAACCAUACCUAGAAGCAGAUUCAUAGCCUGGUUAGCUUUCAAUAACCGACUGAAAAUAAAACAUCGCCUAAAGCGUACUAGAACUAUCGAUUAUGACACAUGCCCGAUCUGCGAAUUAGAGAGUGAAACAGUGAACCAUAUCUUCUUCCAAUGCCGCUUUAGCCAGGAAUGUGUAGCUUAUCUAAAGGAGCGUUAUGAGACCAACAACAAAAUAGAGACUUUGGAGGAUACACUCAAGAGGAACCAAAUGGGGCGCCACAAAAGAAAACAGUUUGAGGCCAUUCUUUGCAACCUCAUCUAUGCAAUAUGGAGCGCAAGAAAUGAAGCCGCGUGGAGCCAUAAAGUACCAAUGGUGAAACUGGUGGUGGACAACGUGAUAGACAUCUCGGAGAUCAAAUUCAAGAUUCGUCUUCAGCUUUUAAGUCUGGAGCUCCAUGAUAGAUGUUGUUUUGGGCCUGACCACUAUAUCUUAGGUUAA
Amaranthus tricolor (Joseph's coat) is the source of this 1245-nucleotide messenger RNA. RefSeq lists its product as uncharacterized. The transcript is spliced from 4 exons. NCBI's taxonomy places the organism in Eukaryota, Viridiplantae, Streptophyta, Magnoliopsida, Caryophyllales, Amaranthaceae. Bases 1 to 1245 code for a protein of 414 amino acids. The record is from RefSeq and is a predicted model, not a curated record.